UUCUGUAUCAAUUUUGCAAAAGUGCAAACUCUGAUUGGCCCGAAAAGUUACUUUCCUACAAUAUUAUCGAUCUGAAACUGGAAAUAGAUUGGGGUACUGUUUUAUUAUGAUCUAAUCUGUUAUUUUCUUCAUAAGUCGGAUUAAUGACUUCUAUUUUAAUUACAUUUCGUGCUUUAGAUUCAAUGCCAUAUAACUGAAUUCAAAUAUUUCAUUUCUUUGAUGUUAUAAAACAAAGCUUCUGUAAUCUGUUUCCUAUAUGUCAGCUUAGCUCUCGUAACUAAUUUCCUCUUCAAAACCUCUCAAUUAUCUGCCCUAUAAUCUUUUCCAAUCCCUCUUUCUCAGCCGAGGGGAAAAGUAUCUGAUAAAUUAAUUAUUUAUACAUGUACAAAGAAAAUUCUUACUUAGCUACUUAGUUGAAACUUUUGUUUUACACAAUAAAGCCACAAAUCGCACCCUUAGUUACCGUCUGUAACCUAUCACGUGGGUCAUCCGACAACAUUUAGUUCUUAAAAAGCAGCACUUUUUUGACUGUUUCCCGGUUUUGUUCCCAGCCUCAAAAAAUUCUGACGGAUUCUGAAAACAAAAGUUUUAAAAUUUCAUUCUUUAAAUACCACAUUCACAUAUUUUAUUUAUUUUUUUUACUUGCUUCACCAAAACUUCAAAGUUUUAAUUUGUUUUCCAAUUUUUGACUUGAACUAAAUUGAGACUAAUAUAGACUCGACAAAAAUACAUUUUUUUUCAUUUAUAGACUUGAACUUAAUUGCAGACUCAAAAUAUUGACUAUAAAAUUAUCAUCAACAUCACCUAUUAUUUGAUUGAUUCUUCAAUUCGUCUCGAAUUGGAUUUCAUACGAGCAAAGCGAAAUGGCUUUCGAAAACUUUAUUUUGAAUGUGACAAAUGUCAGCGAGGAAAUUGAGAGGGGAGAUGGCGAUGGCGAUGGCCUUGAAGCAAAGGACUCCAUCAAAUUUGUUUUCAUCUUCAUACGGCUGGUUUUACAGUGCUUCGGUAUAUUCAGCGGCUGCAUUGUGAUGAUGUGUGUGUACAAGUUCGCCUAUCUAAGACAGCCUCACAACCUACUUGUGUGCAGUCUCAGUGUCAGUGACGUCACUUUCCUACUGUACGAAACAGUCUACAGGGUCCCGAAGGACGCUUUCAUAAUUUUCAACAUUCAUGUGCUGCCUAUCGAGCCCUGGGUAUGCAACUUGGAUCUACUUCAGAACGUGCUGUUAUCGUGCCAACUCUCUCAUAUGCUGCUGGUAGCCAUUGAUAGAUUUCUGUUCAUUAAUUGGCCCCUGCAGUACCCCUUCUCUACAGGGGGUAAAAAGUACCUUUUUGGAGGAAUCUUUGCCGCUUGGGCUGUAGGCAUUCUCCCUGUUGCUGCCGUGAGUGUGUCCCUGUGUGUGGACUUCAGACGGGAGAGGGAGCUGGCCUUCGUGAGGAGGAUCGACGUGCAUCAACAUGUAAUCGGCCACUCCACCCUCGUCUGGUUCCUCAUCCUCUUCCUCCUCUACUCGAACGUGUUCUGGAAGUUGGAAAAGUACAUCCGAGCCGAGAGGAGACUCCAGAAACGCAAGAUAUCCCCGCCUAGUUUUUUCGAUCCGAGGUCGAGGUUGCAGCGCAACACAGUCGCUCUAAACUCACAGAUGGAACAGCUUCUUCGCAACAGUGAAAAAGAGAAAACAGUAAUCAAAGGAUACGUUGUCAGGAUGACGUUCGCAUUUUUACCUCAAGCCUUACGUUAUUUCUCCAUGAUUGUAGUCACAGUCACUGAUCGAGAGACCGCAUUUCUAUCUGGCACUACAACUGGCUUGCUCUGGAAACACUUUGUGCUUCUAACUGUUGUCGGAGCUACAUCCUGCAGUGGAUUUGUUCACUGUUUUUCCCAGUCGAGGCUGAAAAACGCGGCUAAAAAACUGUUGACUUUGAAGGAAAACAGGCCGAAUCAAAUUCCACUUCGUAACCGACAACAACAGCAGCAACAACAUCAGCAGCAGCAGCAGCAGCAGCAGCCGAGAAGACUAGUCGUGCAGCAGCGACUGAUGACGUCAGCGCCGAGACAAACUCCUCUAACUCCGUCCGAAAUUUAUCUGCUUCACCGAAACUAAAAAAUAACCACCAGGUGUUGAUGAUCAAGAAGACAAUUAAUGACACUAAACGGCUGAUCGAACUAAAAAUGCAUUGAUGUAAAUGUUGUAUAAUUAAAUACUAACUAAAUAUCAGACAUCAUUAGUAGGUUAAA
Molecule: messenger RNA, 2239 nt
Organism: Symsagittifera roscoffensis
Lineage: Eukaryota; Metazoa; Xenacoelomorpha; Acoela; Convolutidae
Exons: 7
Coding region: 864-2105 (413 amino acids)
Biological process (GO): G protein-coupled receptor signaling pathway
Cellular component (GO): plasma membrane
Molecular function (GO): G protein-coupled receptor activity
Source: RefSeq, a predicted model, not a curated record